This is a messenger RNA of Hipposideros armiger (great roundleaf bat), 2311 nucleotides long. RefSeq names its product PNMA family member 8B (gene PNMA8B). The record is from RefSeq and is a predicted model, not a curated record. The transcript has a single exon. Lineage: Eukaryota; Metazoa; Chordata; Mammalia; Chiroptera; Hipposideridae. Bases 258 to 2135 code for a protein of 625 amino acids.
CAGACACGUAAGCCCCCUGCGGAUUGUCGGACAGUCCUGGGGUGGGGACCUCGGGAAAGGCCACUGCGUCAGCCGGCCAAACGCUGCGGGAGUCCCCCUUCCCCCAUCCCGGAGUCCUCAGCCCCUCCACAUUCACCUGAACUUGAACUCCAAGCCCUGUGGCGCUGUUCCAGGGUGGGAUUUGCAUAGGGCACUGUAGCCCGCGUCAGCCUCGGGCUCCCUCCUGCCUUGUGAUCAGCGCCAGCGGGCUGAGCACCAUGGCCAUGAGCCUUUUGCGGGACUGGUGCAGGGGGUUGGACGUGGACGUGCACAGGGCCCUGCUGGUCACUGACAUCCCCGAGGGCCUGGAGCAGGCAGCCAUCGAAGCCGUCUUGCAGCCUGCCUUCCUGCCCGUGGGCACAUUCAGGGUGAGGAACACGAGAAUCAUGAGGGACGAGAAAGCCAAGGCUGCCCUGGUAGAGUUCGUGGAGGACAUUGAUCACUCCUCCAUCCCCAGGGAGAUCCCAGGCAAGGACGGCGUCUGGAGGGUUCUGUGUAAGGACCGCGCCGAGGACACAAGAGUCCUGAGGCAGAUGAAACGCUUGCUGCUGGAUGAAAGGCCCAGGCAGGCUGAGGUGCCCAGGGUGCCCAGGGACACGCCCACCCCUCCCACCUCGGAGACUGAGGCCCAGGGGUCGGAGCCAGCGGCCAGGGAGACUGGCUGCCCUCAUGGCCCAGCCAGCAAGGCUAGGAGGGGCCGUCGGGGUCGCAGAAGCAGAGCCAGAGGCAACAGGUUUACCCAGAAGGGCAAGAAGAGAGGCCGAGGAGGGCGGCCGUGCACCUCGGCCCGGCGCGAGUCCGAGGACUCCUCAGAUGACAGCCUGGGCAUCGUGAUAGAGGAGCUCGAUGAGGGGGACCUGAGCGGGGACGACGACCAGAGAGCACUGUACGCCACACUCCAAGUCGCCGCCAAGGAGCUCGUGAAGAAGUGGUCCCUCCAGGGCGACGCAGAUGAUGAAGAAGACGGUCCCCGUGAGUUCUUGGCCCUGGUGACAGUGACGGACAAAGCCAAGAGGAAGGAGAGGGACAAAGAACCUCUUGGGGCUGAGCCGAUCAGCCUGAACAUCGAAGAAGACCGGAGCGGGGUCCCCGACUUGGUGGCCCUACUUGCCGUGAGAGACGAGGAGCCGAUGGACAGCGACGCUUCCGAAAGCGAGUCGCCAGAAAACGGGGACCAAGAACAAGAGGGGGUGGGGAAUCCCGAGUUUGUGGCCAUUGUGGCAUAUACAGACCCCUCGGAUCCCUCUGCCCGGGAGGAGAUGUUGAAAAUCGCUUCUGUGAUCGAGUCGCUGGGCUGGAGCGAUAAGAAAGACAAAAAAGACGUACUUCCCGAGGUCUUGUCCGUCAUGUCCAAGGACACCUCCGGACCCCGCGUGAAGGUGGAGGAGGCAGGCCGCCAAGUGGACGCCAUGGUCCUGAGGAAGGCCAAGGACGACGGGAACCUUCUGGAAUGUAUGUCUACCUUGGCCGAGCCGGAGACACCCUCCAAGGGGAAGAAGGCUCCGCGUGGCCUCUUCGGGGGCUGGGGCAAUGAAGAAGACGACGAGGUGGGCCUCCUGGAGCUAGUGGCACUCCUGGCUGCCCAGGACACGGCUGAGAUGAUGAAGGAAGAGAAGGAAGAGGCCUGGGAAGGCGGGAAGUUCAAGUACGCCAAGGGUAGCCUGCGGGAGGUCCUGGCGCUCCUGGCUGCGCGGGAGAACAGGGAGUCGGAGGAGGAGUCGGAGGGGGCCUCGGACGGAGGCUCAGAAGAGGCAUCCGAGGACACGGAGAGUGAGGAGUCAGAGCCCGAGGACCGGGCGUCCCGGAAGCCCCGGGCCAAGCGCGCCCGCACGGCUUCCAAGGUCCUGGGUCAGGCCGGCGCCCCCUCGGGGUCCCGCAACACCCGACGGGGAGGCCGAGGCCGCGGAGGGCGGGGCAUCACUCCGGAAAAGAACGCCAAGGACGAGGCGGCGGGUGACAAGAAGAAGAAAGGGCGUGCAGGUGUCGGGGCCCGCGCCAAGGCCGGGGAGGCCAAGGGGCAGCCGCCCACCGGCUUUAAGUCGGCCCGCGGGAAGAAGGCUCGUCGUGGCCGAAGGCUGCCCCCCAAGUGCCGCUAGUGGCUCCCUUAGCCAGCGAGGCUGAGGCCGGCGAUGUGGCCUCUCUGCGCUUUCUCCACCCUCCCUGCAGCAGAGGCCGGUCUCCCGCUUAACCGUGUGCUCUGUGCUCUGCUGUGCGCGAGGCGCGCACUGCGGGUCUCACCUUUACCUUUCAGUCCUUCCUUUGCAGGUGACAC